UUGACUGGCCCAUGUUAUCCAUCGACUCUCUUUAUAUUUCUGCGAAACUAGGGUUUACAGUUCUUACUUCGGCUGCCGUAAGUUCUCCACCUGCAAAAAUGCCGAAGCAAAUUCAUGAAAUCAAAGAUUUCCUUUUAACUGCAAGAAGAAAGGAUGCAAGAUCUGUGAAGAUCAAAAGAAGCAAAGAUGUUGUCAAAUUCAAAGUUCGUUGCUCAAAGUAUCUUUACACUUUAUGUGUCUUUGACAAGGAGAAGGCAGAUAAGCUGAAGCAAUCUCUUCCUCCAGGUUUGAGCGUUCAAGAUCUUUAGAUCGAAUCUUUUCUGAAAGAGUUAAGUCAUGAACUUUUUCUAGGGUUUGAUAUUAUCAAAAAGAUAUUGUGAGAUGUAACUGAAUUUCCCAUAAUUUGAGACUUUUUUUUAGUUGA
Molecule: messenger RNA, 424 nt
Organism: Lactuca sativa (garden lettuce)
Lineage: Eukaryota; Viridiplantae; Streptophyta; Magnoliopsida; Asterales; Asteraceae
Product: large ribosomal subunit protein eL38z/eL38y
Biological process (GO): translation; protein-RNA complex assembly
Cellular component (GO): cytosolic large ribosomal subunit; ribosome
Molecular function (GO): structural constituent of ribosome
Source: RefSeq, a predicted model, not a curated record